Messenger RNA from Toxorhynchites rutilus septentrionalis, 566 nucleotides. RefSeq names its product probable prefoldin subunit 4 (gene Pfdn4). The coding region runs from base 119 to 535 and encodes 138 amino acids. The transcript has 3 exons. Gene Ontology annotation, biological process: protein folding. Gene Ontology annotation, cellular component: prefoldin complex; cytoplasm. Lineage: Eukaryota; Metazoa; Arthropoda; Insecta; Diptera; Culicidae. The record is from RefSeq and is a predicted model, not a curated record.
GACAAGUUGAAAAGUCAUACAAAAUCGGCACAUCUCGUAGUACUCAAACGUGUGCUUACUGUUCUCAUCUUUUUUCCUCAAAAAAUACUGAAUAGAAGCAUUUUCAUAUCUAUUUAAUAUGAGUUCAAAGACGGACACCAAGAACAAGGGGACAUUCCAGCCAGACUCAGAUGUGCACAUCACUAUCGAUGACCAGAUGAAAAUCAACAAAUUCGCAAAUUAUAAUGCGAAGGUGGAGGAUCUCAAGGAGGAACUCAAAAUAAAACAGAACGAACUGAAAAAUCUCGAAGAAGCCGGGGACGAAAUUGAGCUGAUGGAUGAGGACACACAGAUUCCGUUCCUGAUUGGGGAGGUUUUCAUCUCACAUAAUCUACCUCGAACACAGGAACUGCUGGUGGAAGUUAAGGCGAAGAAAAAACAAGAGAUCGAGAACAUUCAAAAGCUUUCCAAAGACAUCCAAGAGAAGAUGGGUGAACUGAAGGCACACCUCUAUGGUCGGUUCGGAAGUAACAUUUAUCUUGAAAACGAUGAAUAGUUAAUAAAAUAAUGAUUCAAUUUAACUAAAA